AUGGAAAGAAUUAGAAGGGGUUUCACCCCACAAGGUAUUUGUCCUAUAUGUAAUCUUGGCCAGGAGGAUAUUUUCCACUUACUUAGGGACUAUAGAGAUGCGCAUAAUUUUUGGAUUAGUAUUGAUGCCUCUAGUUUCUAUCCCCAUUUUUUCACCGUUGUCGACUCUACUGAAUGGAUUUUUGCUAAUUUAAAGUCUAACUACACCCAAAUUGAUUUACAACAAUGGACAAUUAUUUUUCCUUUAGGAAUUUGGUACUUAUGGAAAAGAAGAAAUAAGGUGAUCUUUGAGAGUCCUGCGCAGAACCCGCCUAUGUCCAAGCAUUUUAUUUUACAGCAGGCUCUUGAGAAUACUGAAGCUUGGAAACGUGCUUCAGGAGUGGGCCAUACUAUUUCUAGAUCGUCCACCACCUUUAUUUUUUGGUCCCCUCCUGCUAUGGGAUGGAUUGCUAUAAAUACAGAUGGUGCAGCUAAGGGUUGUCCAGGACUUGCGGGUUGUGCUGGGGUUUUUAGAGAUAGUAAUGGUGAUUGGAUUCUUGGCUAUCAAUCUGCCUUGGCUGGUUCAUCUCCUGAAUCAACUUUUAUAGAUGAGUUUUACGCAAACCUUAACCUUGAAGAACAGCGUGGGAGGGUGGAAUUCAUGGAAUAUGACAGGAAGACCCCAAGCUGCAUAACUACCCAUCUGGAUGUCUAUCAGAGAGAGCGUUUCAUGAUGUGGCUAAUUUCAUUGGGAGGUAUGUUGAGGCUGAACCAAAGAUUCUAUCUGUUACAUGACUAUAUGCGAAUCAAGGUUACUAUUGAUAUCACCAAACCUUUGAAGCGUCGCCUUCAGAUGAAGCACCCAAAGGGAGAUUGGGGGUGGGUGGAUUUUAAGUAUGAACGGCUCUCAAACCUUUGUUUCUUUUGUGGACUGAUUGGACACUUUGAUCGAUUUUGCUCAAAGUUACUGGAUCACCCCCAAAUCCCUAGUGACCAAUUUGCUUAUGGCUCUUGGCUUAGGGCGGAUAACUGUCGAUCCUCCAAUGUCGGCGAGAAAUGGUUGUUAUCAGAGGCGGAGGUGCUAAGUGGAGGCCGCAGUGGGGGUGCUACUCGAUCAAAUUCAAAUUGCGCUCAAUCAGCGGGAUUGCAAUCUGAUUCAGUUUUUGAAUCCCCUAAUUUUGUGCAAGGGCAAUGA
This is a messenger RNA of Manihot esculenta (cassava), 1173 nucleotides long. RefSeq lists its product as uncharacterized. Lineage: Eukaryota; Viridiplantae; Streptophyta; Magnoliopsida; Malpighiales; Euphorbiaceae. The transcript has 3 exons. The record is from RefSeq and is a predicted model, not a curated record. The coding region runs from base 1 to 1173 and encodes 390 amino acids.